This is a messenger RNA of Erpetoichthys calabaricus (reedfish), 4640 nucleotides long. RefSeq lists its product as uncharacterized. The record is from RefSeq and is a predicted model, not a curated record. NCBI's taxonomy places the organism in Eukaryota, Metazoa, Chordata, Cladistia, Polypteriformes, Polypteridae. The transcript has 4 exons. Bases 90 to 2444 code for a protein of 784 amino acids.
CCACAGACAUCACUUCCGUCACCAUUUUCAGAAUCUCGCAAAGAAGUGGAGUUUUUGGUCUUGUUUUCAUCCAUUUUUUGUUUUAAAAGAUGUCCUUUCAGAUUGAUUGGCAAAACAGCCAAGUAAAACUUGGUAAUUUAAUAAUCAGCCUUGAAGAUUCCAGCCCAGACUUUGAGCAGAAUCUGGGAGUUCUGAAUCUAAACACACAAUCAUACUUCAUUCCCAGCUAUACCAGGGCACAGGUUUUCAUCUUCCUUGAAAACUCCACAAAAGAAUUGAGCAAAGUCAUUCAUAUGGCAUCCAAAAGCAAAGCUACAGCAUCCCAGACAUAUUCUGAGGACUCAAUUCCUAGUUAUGUUCACAAAAGAACAAUUUUCAGCUAUGCAAUGUGCCUUGUGAAGAAAAUAAUAACGGAUGUUAAACAAGAGUUUAAAUCAAAAGAAGGGGAUAGCAUAUUAUAUGGGAGUAGUUGGCAGCCAUUGAUGCAGUGCCAGCCUGUUUCCACAGGUAAGACAGAUGGAAUCCACACAGCAAUGAGUUUUCACAACCAACCGUUGAAAUUGUUUGUGGAUAGUCUUCACAAAUACUGUGAUCCAGGCCUGCUAGACUACACUACACAGCUUAUAUCUGUUGCACUUCAGGAGGCAAAGGAAGAAGUUAGAGCUUCCAAAAGUGAGAGUAGAAGAUUUUCAUCACUACACACAAGUGUACCACCUUUACACCGUCCUGAUUCCUUCUGCAAGAAUGGCUUCCAUUCUAGUCCUAACUGUACGCUUCUCAGUAAGCCCGAGAUUAAAAACUGCAUGGCCUCUGGCACAAGCCAAAAUAAAUUCCAAAGUUCAAGUAUCUCUGAAGCUGUCUUUGAUCACAAGAGUUCAGGUGACUAUUCUGAAGGGUCCCACUUUACCCCACUUGAACAUGAGGCAGGCAGUGCAUGUACCAGUUUUCCCAGUGAACUCGUGCAGGAUUUCCAACCUUUUCCUCCUCCACCAACACCCAAAGAUGACACAGAAGAGGGGUCCACUAGAUGUGAAGCACCAAAUGAGUUUAUGGAAAAACUGGUUCAGUCUUUAAUUGGUGAAUAUUCUGAAAGUGUGACAUCAAUCAAUGCCCGAAACAGAGAAGCAAUGAAGAAUCACUCAAGUGGCCAAGUAGAUAGUAUAGAAAUCUAUGCAGAUCAGCUGGUGAUGGAGCAGCUUAAAUUGGUUUUGUGUAGUGGCACAACUGAAGCGACAGAAGGUGCACACUGCCACAAGACAGGCUGCAAACAUCAUUUUCUGUCACAAACAAAUAGAGCUGUGAAAGUGAAGUCUGCUGCUGCACCAAAGAUGAAUCACGCACCCCAAAGCUCUUCACUGAGCCUUCCCAGCACGAUGAGUCAAGGUUCAGAAAAAAAGAAAGAUCAAUUGUCUGAAAAGAAAGCCUCAAGCAAAGACACAAUGUAUCAUCACAAAUAUUUUAUUAAAAACCUUGCUGCUUUUGCAGACAAGUGGGUGGAAGAAUUAAUCCAAUCCUCAUUUCAGAUAUUAAAGACAUCAUUGCCUUUCAGCCAGUGUCCAGAGUCAGCAAAGGUAGGAGAGAAAGCAGAGCCUUUCAGAGACUGUGGGCCAUGCAAAGAGUUGACACUUAAAUCCAAUAGAAAUAUGGAAAAAAGGAGCAGUUCCACUACCACAGUUGUCCCUGUUACACCAACUGUGGCCACCAAAACAGUUCCUGAAUGCCAGACUUCUCCACACCAUGUGUGUCACACAUAUGGCAAAAUGCUGACACAAAACAUUCUGCGUGAAGCUUUCAGAGCACAGAUGGUAGCUGCUCCUUGUGGUAAUCAAAAUGAGGUCAUGCAAGAUCUGUUUGCCAAAGUCAACGAUAAAGCUGAGAAAAUGAGUGAGCAAAUUGUGCAGGAUGCUAUUGUAUCACUGGGGAAGCAAGGAAGUCAAAAACAUUCAGGUGAAAAGGAAGUUCAAAUGUUAGAGGGCACAGACUCCAGCAGCCUCAGAGAGAAAAAUGAUGGAGGCACACAGUGUGCACAGACAUCAUUAGAAGGAACUGGAAGAUGUACACUGGACAGUGCAAUUAGACAGACUCAAGACUGUGUUAAGCUCUUACCUAAAAAAUUACCUGGCCAUUGUCAUUCAGAAAAUGGCCAAAGUGUUAUUUAUCAGUCACCUGUGUUCAAAGCACAGGAGUACAGAACUGACUCUUCCAGAAUGUCCAUGGUACCCUUGUCUAUGAUGGAAGACAAAGAAUUUACAGAAUCUGACACUAAUGGAAGUGUCAAACCAGUGUUAGUAAAGAUGGAUUUUAAGCAUGACAUUUUCACUCAAGAGCUCCAGGUGGUACUUCUCUGGGCAUCUGCCUCACAUCUAAAUAUACCAGCUGUAUACUACAUCCUGUCAUCUAAAGAAUCUCAAGCACAGAUUUCAUAUGUUGUAAGAAUGUGCUGAAGAAGUCCUGGACUGUGAGUGACCUGCUGAAAAAAGUGCUCUCCUACUGUGACCUAAAGGAAGAGGCUUCCAUCAAGGGUCAGCCUUUGACAGAGCAUUUGUUUGAAAUGGAUGCUUCAUGACACAGAACUUCAAGAAUCAUGAAGAUGUUUUUACCUUCUUCUUCAAUCUUAUAACUUUUCCACUCAUCAGUAAUUAAUAUUCAGUCAAGAUUUUGUGGCCUUUUUAAUGGAACCUGUCAUCCAUUGAUUUUCUUAUUCCCCUUUUUCGGGAGUGAUUAAUAAGAGCUGGAACCUAUACUGUAUAGACAACAUCACACCUAAGAAUCAUCCAUCUAGUUUGGGAUCUCUUCAGUAGGAAGGUGUAAUAUGAACUGGUCCUCUGCUGGGUCAGCUGUACAACAGAAGACUCUCAAGAAGGAUAUUUACUCCAAUAUGUAAUUGUUGCAAAAACUCUAAAAUUCUAGAUGAAAGACUUGGAAAACAUUCCUUCAUGACCAGUUGGGUUCAUUUCAUUCUGACGAAAGACCGGGAAGCCUUCACAAUGCUUUGAGAACCUCUGAUCUAACUUUGAAGUAAUAACAUGUUGGAAACUAGACUGCUGUUUAGUAAUUUCCACAUGGUCCAUCUCCAUGGAUGACAGUUCCACCUCAAUUCACUGACCUGUUUGUGUUCUGUAUUGACCUUCUUCACAGAACGCGUGGAGGCUUCUUGAAUAUCUGUCAGUUUAGUAAUCUCAAGAAUAACUUCAUUUUCCUAUUCCUAGAAUUAUGACCUAUCUGAAGACACACUUAAAGUUCCCUAUAGUCUUAGUUCCCUGAGAAAUAUUUGCAUACUGGACUUGUUUUGCUUCUUUUCUACCUGAAGAUAACUGUGUGCUGUGUUUCCAGAUGUGUGGUUUCUCACAUCAAGUUGGGUCAUUUUUGAAAGCUUUGUGCAGAAAAAAAAAAUUGAUUUGGCUUUGUGAGUUUUUUUGUGCUUUUUUCAAAGGAACCACCCAUUGACAUAGACAGUGUCAAAACUCCAAGGGUGGUGGGACUUCGAUAUCAGCAAAACAAUCCCAAGAUCAACAGUGUCAUUCAUUGGGCUGGUUUUCAGGUGUCAUUGGGCUGGAAAUAUUUUCAGGAACUGGCUACCCUGGCUGUGUGAGAGGCUUUUGCUGAGUUCAAUCGGGGAGACACUGAGACGGCUUAUAUCUAUAAGGCCUUGGCUAUAGCAUAAGCCUGGGAAUAUAUAUGAAUCUGAAGAAGCAGGUCAUUGGAAGUAUGAUUGUAUUCAGCAUUGACCAAGAAUAGGGGUGUGACUCCAUUACAAAGUGUCAACAUUGCAAAUGUUAACUGCUUGGAAAUUCUUUCCUGUUUAAAUGUAAAUGUUUAUUCACGUAUUGUGCACAUGGAAUUCAUUAGUUGACCCGCUGGUUCAUGCAUUUUAACCUGGAGACAGGCAUACUGCCAAGAACUUUGGUGGUCUGAAACAUGCAGUCAUCUGGUGAAAAAACAUCUGGUUAAACAGAUCUUGUAGUCUUUUAGCAUAACUGGGGGCGUAUGGUCAUUAGUAAGUUUGGGUCAGCUGCCACAUUUCUUUGUCUGAAAACACAUGUCUAGUCAAGCAUAACGUGUCCAUCCGUUAUCAAAUCUGCUCAGUCCAUGUCAGGUCUGAAGAGAUUGGAGCCUAGUCUGACAGCUUCAGAACGAGGGCAGAUCAACAUUUGAACAGAAGGGGUGCUGAUGUACUGGAGAUGCGUAUGAAUAGGUUAGUCAAGAAUUGUUUUAACUAGAGAAUGGAGCAGCAGUGAGUUUUGGACAGGACAAGUUUAGAACUUCACUUGAAAGGACAAAUAGUAGUGUAAUAUCAAAUACACAGAGUAACUUAAUUUCUAGUCCAAAGUAAAAGUGUCAUUGAAGAAAAAGUACAGUAAUAGUGCAUUGACGCUGGACAAGUUACAUCAUGACAUGAGUCACCAAAAGAAUGAGCUGGCAUUACAUAAUCUAUAGCAGAAGAGCCUAUAAAACCAGCAACUCUGCCUUGUCUCACACACUUUUUCCAACUAGUGCAGCAAAAGGCAAGUAGUCCUUUUAAAGAUAGCGAGUCACCUCAAAGAGCCAUGUAAAGAGCAGCAAAUCCAUCCAUUGUGGCACUCAGUCCCGACACUAUUAUAUAUUCAGAUUUGUUUGCCUUAAUGUAUGGCGAAUUAAGA